Messenger RNA from Ricinus communis (castor bean), 3673 nucleotides. RefSeq names its product AT-rich interactive domain-containing protein 4. Lineage: Eukaryota; Viridiplantae; Streptophyta; Magnoliopsida; Malpighiales; Euphorbiaceae. The record is from RefSeq and is a predicted model, not a curated record. The transcript has 15 exons. Bases 1148 to 3400 code for a protein of 750 amino acids. Gene Ontology annotation, molecular function: DNA binding.
AGAAUCUUCCUUGGUCACCUUUUUUUGGGUUUAUUAUUCCCAGAAAUCUCAAGAACUAAAAAGACACAUAAGCAAGCAGGGAAUAACAGUAUAUAUAGAUACAAAUAUAUACAUAAACACAAAUUAUUAAUAAGAAAUAUAAAGUUGUGAAUAUAAUAUUUAUUAAUCUUUUUAGAACAAGGUAACAUGUUUAGUUUUGAGUUUUUAAUACCCGAAUCUUUUGGGCAAAAAGUCUUAUGCAAGCCCAUUUGUUUUGAUUUUGAAAAACUAUGUAAUUAAAUGUGAUGUGAUACUAAAAAAAAGACUCAUUUUUUGUUUUUGUUUUUAAUUUAAUUUUUUACUUUUUGAUUUAUUUGAAGAUGGAUGAUAUGGUUUGUUUUUUCUUUGUUAUUUCACGUUUGUCAAAAAAAUAGAUAUAUGAAUGAAAAGAUCAUAUCAAUAUAAAAGAGAGAUUUUAUUAAUGUAGUAGUGUUUUGAUUUUUGUUUUUGACCCAAUUGAGUAUAGAAACUGUAGUAAAAAAAACUGACACUUUCUCUGCACAAAAGUUAGAGUCUUUUGAUUGAUUGUUGUCAAUUUCAACAAACAUUUACUAGUAGCCAUAUUUUCAAUUUAUUUAUUGCGAGUCUUAUUUUGUGGAUGAUUUUUAUUUCAUUUACUUUUUUUUUUUUUGGGUUUUUGGUUCGGUGCGUGAGAUAGAUUUUUAUUAGAGAAAGAAAGAUGUGUCCUUUCAAGUUUUGUUCAGAUUUCUUUAUUACUACUAGUCCUAUUUAGGGUUUCUUUAACUUUACCCUCUUAUAUAUUCUUUUUUGGGUAUCUUGUUUUCGAUUGUUGGUUUUUGGGUCUCUUCUUUCACUAAUUUCUUGAUUUUGCUUCUUUUAACCCCAUUUAGCUGCUGCUAGAUUUAUUGUUCUUACCAUCUGGGUUUGUGGGUAUUCUUCAAUUUUUAGAGGUCUUCUCUUGUUUUGGGUGGAGGAAAUUUUUGUGGCGUGAAAUUGUUAUUCUAGGAUCAAUAGGUAUACUGCAAAUUUUAGGGUUUUGGUUUUUGAUUUGAUCGUUGGGAGGCAUUGGUGCAAUUAGUUAUCCCUGUUAGGGAAAGAAAGUGUUUUUAUUUCUUGAGAAGAUAUUGAGGGGUCUUGGCAUGUAUGCAUGAUGUUUCAUGCUCAAGGUCCUUCAAGGAAUCAUUGCAGUCUGCUUGCAGUGCUCUGUGGCAAAACCAUUGAUAAUAAGCGGAAGCAGCCUCUUCCUGGUGAUAAACCCAGAUACCCUUUCCCUGAGCUUGCUUCUUCAGGGCGUCUUGAGGUCCAGAUACUGAGUAGUCCAAGCACUGACGAAUUCCGGCGAGUGCUUCAGUCAUCAGAGCCCAAUAUUGUAUACUUGCAAGGAGAAAUAAUUGAAGAUAGUGAAGAAAUUGGUUCUCUCAGAUGGGCAGGUGCUGACCUGUCCACUCCAGAUGCCUUAUGUGAAUUAUUUGGUUCCACAUUGCCUCCCACUGUUUAUUUAGAGAUUCCAAAUGGUGAAAAACUGGCAGAGGCACUUCACUCCAAGGGAGUUCCAUAUGUUAUAUAUUGGAAAAGUACAUUUUCAUGUUAUGCAGCUGCUCACUUUCGUCAAGCUCUAUUGUCAGUGGUACAAAGUUCUUGCAGCCAUACUUGUGAUGCAUUCCAACUUGCUCAUGCAUCUUUUAGUCUUUACUGUGUAAGAAACAACACUGGCCUAUCUUCUAAUAACCAGAAAGUUGGUGGUAAACCGGGACCAAGGUUGCUUGGGGAGCCACCAAAGAUUGACAUUACGCUGCCUGAGGCAGAUGUUCAGGAUGAGGAAAGUUCUUCUGGGACUCUUCCUGCUAUAAAGAUAUAUGACGAUGAUGUGACCAUGAGGUUUCUUGUUUGUGAGCUUCCAUCCACCUUGGAUGCUUGUUUGUUGGGAUCCUUGGAGGAUGGACUAAAUGCUCUCUUGAACAUCGAAAUUCGUGGGAGUAAACUUCAUAAUCGUACUAGUGCGCCACCACCUCCACUUCAGGCAGGGACAUUUUCUCGUGGUGUCGUGACCAUGCGAUGUGAUUUAUCUACCUGUAGUUCAGCUCAUAUAUCUCUUUUAGUUUCUGGCAGUGCACAGGCCUGUUUUAAUGAUCAGCUUUUGGAGAAUCAUAUCAAGAAUGAGCUUAUUGAGAACAGUCAGCUAGUCCAUGCAUUACCUAGCUCUGAAGAAAGCAAAUUGUUGACUUCUGAGCCUCGAAAGUCCGCAUCUAUAGGAUGUGGGGCAAGUGUUUUUGAAGUUUGCUUGAAGGUUCCUUCAUGGGCUUCACAGGUGUUGCGGCAACUUGCUCCAGAUGUGUCUUACCGGAGCUUAGUUAUGCUGGGAAUUGCUAGCAUUCAAGGACUGUCUGUGGCUUCUUUUGAAAAAGAAGACACGGAACGUCUCCUUUUCUUUUGUACAAGGCAAGGCAAAGAGCUCUACCCAAAUAACUCUAUUAUCAUUAAGCCUCCUUGCUGGUUGAUACCCCCUGCACCAAGUCGAAAAAGAUCUGAACCAUGCAGAGAAACUAAACUGUUCACUUCUAAGGGCCUUGAACGUGAAAAUGGAGGAAGUGUCAAACAAAAACUGAAUGUUGCUGCAAUGAGGCCAAUUCCUCACACUCGGCAUCAUAAGAUGUUGCCUUUUUCUGGAUUUGCUGAGGGUGAAAGAUAUGAUGGUGAUCAAGGGAAGCCUAGUUUGCCAGUUGCUCCUGCAAAGCAUGGUGUAGUUGGCCCAGCUCCUGUAUCACAUCGGAAAUCUCUGUCAAGCUCUUAUCAGGCUCAACAGAUUAUUUCCUUAAAUCCACUACCCCUGAAGAAACAUGGCUGUGGUAGAGCACCUAUACAAGCUUGCUCAGAGGAAGAAUUUUUGAGGGAUGUGAUGCAGUUUCUGAUCCUUCGAGGGCACACUCGCCUGGUUCCUCAAGGUGGACUGGCUGAGUUUCCUGAUGCAAUCCUUAAUGCUAAACGUCUCGACCUUUUCAACUUGUACAGAGAAGUUGUUUCAAGAGGAGGUUUUCAUGUUGGGAAUGGCAUCAAUUGGAAAGGACAGGUUUUCUCAAAGAUGCGCAAUCAUACAUUGACCAAUAGAAUGACUGGAGUUGGAAAUACGUUGAAGAGGCAUUAUGAAACAUACCUUUUAGAAUAUGAAUUGGCACAUGAUGACGUAGAUGGAGAAUGCUGCUUGUUGUGUCACAGUAGCGCAGCUGGUGAUUGGGUGAACUGUGGAAUUUGUGGUGAGUGGGCUCACUUUGGCUGUGACAGGAGGCAGGGGCUUGGCGCCUUUAAGGACUAUGCCAAGACAGAUGGACUGGAGUACAUUUGUCCACACUGCAGCAUUGCAAAUUUCAGAAAGAAAUCCCAGAAAACAGCUAAUGGAUAUUAACAAGCCUUGAGGCCCUCGACUCUCAUUCUACUCUCAAAUCUUUUUGUUUUGUUUAAUUUCUUCUUAUUUCCUAUAUGAAAAAGCACGAGAAGUAGGAAUGUAAUUAUUGUAUUCUAUCCCCCAUUGUUGUUUCCAUAUAGGUUAGGCCAUUAACAUGGUCCCCUCAAUUUUUUUUCCCUACAUCUUACCUGUACUCUGGAAAGAGCCAUCUCGAGGAAGAGUAAUUGUAGAAUAUAAUUUUAUUUCUUUUUUAAAAUUUAAUUUAGUGAGGUA